AUGUCAAAAUUUGUGCUGGCUGGCAAAGCUGAUUGCCCUCAUUAUGCCAAAGCGGAACUUUUAGCAGACGCUCUUCAAGGGUCUCUGCCAAACUUCAGGGUCCACAAGGUCUCCAUCCUGCCAGAUGCCUGGAAGGAAUGGCUGGAGGCCACCUGCCGAAGAAAUGGCUGGAAGCAUGAGCGCUCUCCUUUGGUUUGGAGGGAACUGGUGGAACAAGGGGGCAAUGGGAUACUUUUAGGAGGCUUCAGUGAGUUCCUAGAGCACUGUCAGGAUUACUACGGCAUCACAUCAGACAUGUCCACAGAGAUGAUGCUGAAAAUUGCAGCAGAGAAUCUGGAAACUCAGAUGAGCCUUGUUGCGGAAGAGCUGAAUCCGUUCAGUCAACCGCUUAACAUAUGGAUCACUGGGGUUCUCAGCCCAACAUGUCACAUCUUGAUACCCCAUCUCCUCUCUACUGAGGUUGUUAAAGCUCAUGUUAUCAACCUCCACCUUCUCGAAUUCAAAGGGAAUGAGGAGGAACUGCAGGGGUUAGGUCAGGAAACUAGAAACAUGGCACUCGGCGUGCUCUAUCAGGUGACUGUUGACACAAAUCUUGAGGAAGCUUUCAAAGCAGCAGAUGUCAUCAUCCUGUUGGAUGAUAUUAAUACUGAUGGAGAGAAUGAGAGUGAUGAGGAAAAGAACGAGAGAGUAAAGGAAAUCUCAGAGCGUUAUAAAGAGUAUGGACGACUAAUUGACACACGAGCCCACAAGCACGUGAAGGUGAUUGUGUCUGGUGACACAUUUGUCAACCUGAGAUGCUCCCUUCUUGCCGACAAUGCCCGCUCCAUCGACAGCCACCAGUUUGUCGCCUUGGCAACACAGUUGGAAAAUGAAGCCAGGGCUGUAGUUGCAAAGGAGCUGAAAGUGAGGUCCUCAGAUGUCACAGAGGUCAUUGUGUGGGGAAACAUAAGUGGGAUUUUCUACAUUGACCUGCAGAGGGCAAAGGUCUAUAACUAUAAUGGGCCAAUCAAAGGACCAGCUUUCUUCUCUCUACCAGUUCUCCAGAUUUUUCAGGACAGGAAUUGGUUGGAAACAGAUUUUCAGUACCUGGUUCGCUGCCAGCGUGCAGCUGUGGCCUCAAAGACCGGCCGAGCGGGUGCCGCAUCUGCCGCCAAUGGGAUUCUCAGAGUCCUGAAGGCUUGGCAUGGAGCUGGCGACUCAGAUGAGGUCCUGUCCCUGGGAGUACUUUGCCCAGGUUUGUAUAAUCUCCAAGAGGGCCUUGUUUUCUCAGUUCCAGUUACAUUUAAAGAUGGUAAAUGGUCCGAGGUGUUUGAUGUGACUGUUGGAGACAAGCUGAAGGAGAUACUUGAGCUUUGUGCAAAGGAACUGCAGCGAGUAGGUCCCAAUGUAAAAGAAAAAUGAAAAUCACAUCCAGUCAAAAUACCCUAAAGCCUAAGUUAUUUAGUGGAUUAUGUUUUUAAAGUGUGGAUACUAACAGAUUGGUUUUCUUUCCCAGGAAAAAGAGCUUGGAUUAGAAAGCUGCAGUGCUGUCACGACCAAAGACGUUUGACAUACACUGAAAACUAAGAACACAAUGAACCGGCGGUCAGAUCAUUUGCA
This is a messenger RNA of Cololabis saira (Pacific saury), 1599 nucleotides long. RefSeq names its product malate dehydrogenase 1B, NAD (soluble) (gene mdh1b). The record is from RefSeq and is a predicted model, not a curated record. Gene Ontology annotation, molecular function: L-malate dehydrogenase (NAD+) activity. Gene Ontology annotation, biological process: malate metabolic process; oxaloacetate metabolic process; tricarboxylic acid cycle. Bases 1 to 1401 code for a protein of 466 amino acids. The transcript has 9 exons. NCBI's taxonomy places the organism in Eukaryota, Metazoa, Chordata, Actinopteri, Beloniformes, Belonidae.